This is a messenger RNA of Penaeus vannamei (Pacific white shrimp), 4008 nucleotides long. The record is from RefSeq and is a predicted model, not a curated record. Lineage: Eukaryota; Metazoa; Arthropoda; Malacostraca; Decapoda; Penaeidae.
GUGAUACAAAGAGGCUGUCUGUUCGAGCUUCUCAGUCGCGGCCGGUCUCAGCGUGGUUGGUGGUGGCUGUGCAGUGACCCUCGGAAGUCUGAUUCUGUUGUUAGAUCUUCUGGAAUUAAGCAGAUAUUGAUGCUACUCUCUCCGGCGUUUAGUUCUUAGAGUGGAGCCAUAAUAUCCAGAUACCUUAUGAUCCACCUGGAUUUGGUAUAAUCCAUCGCGCUCCGCCUUCUUUGAUAAAAGGCUGGGGAAAUGCUUUAUUAAGAAGAGACGGAUUUCUUCAGUGGAGAGGAUAAUUAAAAGGGCAGUGGAAGGUUGAUGUGUUGACACCAUGGGUGAAGGAAGAUGGGGGGGAGUGCGGGCCUCCCUCACCUCCCUCCUCCUCCUCCUCCUCCUCUUCCUCCUCCGCACUGCCGCUGUCUCCGCACAACGGCCAGAGGAAGGGCGCUUCUUCCGGUCGCUGUUCUCGCUGCCGGACCAGUGCGUGCACAAUGGGAUCCCGGCGUCGUGCACCUUCGUCCUCUCCUGCCUUCUGCGAGGAGACACCCCUGUGAACAAGUGUGGCGGCGGUUUCAUCUACACCUGCUGCGUCCCCACCGUGGCCACAGUCAGGUCGGACGCCGUGCGGCACAUCGGCCUCUUCAACAGGGACCCAGUGAUCAAUAGCGCAGUUGGUUGGCAUCGAUUACCCCUCCGCCGGCAGAAACCAUAUAUACCCCCACGAUCUUGGGGUCUUAACCGCCUUCCAGUUCGUGUGGGUCCAGGCUUAAGCUCGCCCAGACAUCAGUUCCAGGUGGCGCCUGUUGAGUCCAGACUUCAGCCUUCUGCUAGUUUUAAUGAACCAGAGUGUGGAAUUCAGAGAGUAUCUCAGUUUGCGAAAAGAAUUAUCGGAGGAAACGAAGCCAGGUUUGGCGAAUUCCCUUGGCAAGCGCACAUACGCAUCAUCGGCUACCAGUGCGGCGGGGUCCUCAUUAACCAUUUUUUCGUAGCCACAGCAGCACAUUGUGUUCAUAAGGCGAGGUUGAACCAGAUCACCGUCCACCUCGGGGAGUUCGACACCAAGGACACCGGCGAGUACCACGAGCCGCUGCCCAAGGAGACGUACUCCGUGAUCGAGAAGCGAAUCCAUCCCAACUUCAGAGUUGUAGUAUGUAAUUUAUAUUUUCGUUACGACAGGUACGACAUUGCAGUUCUGCGCCUGAACAGACCUGUCAUCUACCGGGACAACAUUCUGCCAAUCUGUCUGCCAGACCCGAGUGACGACUUCAUUGGCGACAUUGGCAUCGUCGCGGGCUGGGGCAAGACCGAUAACUCUUUCGGGAAAACAGGUACAAAUAUUCUACAAAAAGUGAUGGUUCCUAUUAUUAGUAAUGAUGAAUGUCUUCGCUGGCAUCAUCACAAAGGCAUAGAUGUCAAGUUAUAUCAAGAGAUGUUUUGUGCUGGGCACUCCGAGGGCAAGAUGGAUGCCUGUUUGGGAGAUUCAGGUGGACCGCUCGUCGUCCACCACAACGGGAGAUGGGUAUUAUCAGGUAUUACUUCGGCAGGCUUUGGUUGUGCCGUAGACCAUCAGCCAGGAAUUUACCACAAAGUGUCAGUCACAUCAGGCUGGCUGGCUGCAAAUGUCAGACCAUGACAAAAACUUUAGUAUUUGUAAAUAUAAUUUCAUGUUUUCAUUGGCAAUAUCUUUAAAUGACAUGCCAAAAAUGUGAAGAGUUGUGAUCAUUGUGCAUUCAUCGCAGCUGUCCUUAUGUUUUUUCUAAUUUUGUACUGUUAGGAUCAAUAUCUAAAUCAUAUUUCACUCAUCAAACAAUGCACCAUUCAAUUUUCCACAUUGCAUAUUUACUGCAAUACAAGAAAGUUAAUGCCUUGCACACACACACACACACACACACACACACACACACACACACACACACACACACACACACACACACACACACACACACACACACACCAUGUUUUUUUUUCCAAAAUUAUCAAUUUUUGCAAGCUAUAUACCUGGAUGCCGGUCCCUAUUGUGGCUGAGGCUCUUGCUGCUUUGGACUGAUGUCUCGAAAUCUGUGACUUUAUAUGGAUCAGCACAAUUAUCUCGAUAAUUCAGGUUAUAUGUAAGAUGCGAGAGUGAAAAGCAUAUAGUGUGAUAGAAAUUUUGAUUAUUUAGUUUGUGGGGAGAGCACUCGAGACUUCCCCCAGUUCGGUUCUCCUUUAACUGGCUCUAACUGAAAUGAUGUCUUGGCUGAGUUUAUAAGAAUAGUUUGGAGAGGAUAAUUUAUAUUUGCUCGUACAUGUUCUUUGUGAUGCUUUCAUACAUGAAUUUCAGUGUUAUUAAUUCAAUUUACAGGUUUCAACCUAGAAAAAUACCUCAUAUUUAAUUUCUUAAAAAAUCUAAUAUUCUAAAUCACUAUGCUUAUGCACUUUCUCCAGUUCAUAUAUAUCAAAAUGGUCACCGUGUGUGGUUUAAAUUUUUCAUUUUCCAAUUACAUUUACAAAUGUUUCAUACUUUGAAAUUCUGCUCACCUUGUCCGUCAAUCACUAACGUACUUUUAGUUUGAAGAUUACAACGUUUCAUAAUGCCACCUCUGACUACUGGUACAUAAACUUGCAAGGUUUUAUGCCUUUUGCCUCUGACUUCAGACUCAGCCAUUUGAUUACUUUCAUCACGAGCCAAUAAAUGUCAAAGAAGGUUCAUUAGUUCUCCAAACUUUUCACCUUGACAUAAAUAUACAUGCGGAAAUGCAUGUGUAAAUAAUGUCUCGGUACAUCUUUACAUAACUAUGCCAUACUGAAUCCUUUGUCAGUCAGUCCAGUUAAAAAAUACUUUUUUUCCAUAAAUCAGUUUCGGGUUUCCAUUCAUCUCGGUUUUACACGGAUUCCCAACUACCUAAUAUGUAAGAGUCGCAGAACCAUAAGAUAAGCUUACUACUUUCCCUCUUUUUGUUAAAGCAACAUACCUCAGCAUUUAAGCCAAUCAUGGAGAAUUCUAAAAUGACAUGCGUUAACCAGUGUGCAACUAUAACCCUAUAGUGAGGCGGCGUGAAGGUGAAUUCAGAUGCGACUUCAAAUCAUGGUCUACAUUUUACAAAUUUCAUUUUAAAAUUUCAGCACACUGAUUUGUCACUAGAUGUGUCACAGGCCGUAUCUAUUCUUUACUUUUGUACAGAUUUUAAUGUCAAUAUAAAAUGAUCGAUGUUUAUAUCAAAACUGACAAAUCUCCAAAGUCGGAACGUCAACAGCUCAGCAAACAAUUGUCACCAUAAAAAUGAUGGCUUGGUUCUUUUCUCUCUCCCCUUGAACCCAUCAAUGCCGGCUACAUGCGUUAUCCAGUUUUGUUAUAAAUAUUUGUUUGCAGAGGCAGAGAUGUCAUAUUUUCCCUAAACGUUUAAGCACCAAAAAGUCCAAAAAGUACCCGGUCCACUUUCACUUACCAGUUUACCCCAUUUUUUAAAUAUCACAAUAAAUCACAAUAAUUAUACUUAUCAUUAGUUACCAUUAUAUUAUUAUUGUUGUAAUUGUCAUGACUUGAUUAAUUAUAAUAGUAAUCAAACUGAAGAUUUUCUGGGAACGGGGUAAAUAGCAAGUAUUACUUAGUAAUUUUCCUUUGCGACUCAGCUCUUCUGGAGCAAUGCGUGUAAAAUCAAUAAAACAAAACCAGUCAACAGAGCAUACCUGUAUGUUUUCACCGGCCACAGAUUAAGACGGGCAAAUUACGACUCUUUAUACAGCCCUUAAUUUGCUAUCAAGUUUUAAAUUCUUUCUCACAUUUGUGUACUUCUCCUGAACUGAUCUUUUGUCUUUUCACAUGCUGUCUGUUUCCUAUUAAUGAGCAAGUAGAUUACCUGAUGCUUAUUUACUUCCUUCUCAGUGCUAAAGAUCUACGAAGUGUACAAAGUGUUGAUUCUGAUUUUCUGUAUUAUAUACAUAUGAACACCUUUUUUAUAAAGCAUAAGUUUGAGAUGUAAAUAAUAUUUAUUUUUCUAGCAUCUAGUGCAAGGAAUAAAAUUACCUUUGAAA